This is a messenger RNA of Vicia faba (fava bean), 1032 nucleotides long. The record is from the annotation of a GenBank genome assembly. NCBI's taxonomy places the organism in Eukaryota, Viridiplantae, Streptophyta, Magnoliopsida, Fabales, Fabaceae.
AUGACGGUACCGAAACGAAACUAUACUCGAAUAAACACGUUGGAGCUGAAAGCUCUUAUUCUACGAAAGGUUGGUAAUCAGAGAGCUAACAAAUACUUUGAUCAUCUUGGGAAAUUGGUUAGUUCGAAGAUCAGCAAGACCGAGUUUGACAAGAUUUGUAUCAUGACGAUUGGGAAGGAAAAUAUCGCUCUUCACAAUCAACUCAUUAAGGCAAUUCUCAAGAAUGUUUGUUUGUCUAAAGUCCCACCUGUUAGAGGGAAUGCAAAAACAAGGAGUGUCUUGAAUGCGAAAGAUCCAAACCAGCAGCAGAUUAGCCCGAUUCAAAUGCGGUACGGGGAUGCGUUUCCGCCUUCUCUACGUAGGGGUGGUUCUUUGGCGACGCUUAAGAGCUUACAACCCCAAAGUCUUGCAUCUAAAUAUUUGAUGUAUAAGACUCCAGAGCAGCAGAGUGCAACGGAGCUGAAUUCCCUUGGCAGUAGGCCUCCCAUUUCUGUGGAAGAUGGAGAAGAGGUUGAACAGAUUGCUGGAAGCCCAAGCAUUCAAAGUAAGAGCCCAGUUACAGCUCCCCUUGGGAUAUCGAUGAAUUUCGGUCAUGGACGCAAAGCUCUUUCUAGUGCACCAUCAUGCAGAAAGUAUCCUCCAGAGACCUGUUUCAGCAAUGGAUAUCUCCCUGACACCUCUUCUCUGAGGAGUCGUUUGGAGCAAAAGUUGGAGAAGGAGGGUUUAACUAUGACAGUGGAUUGUGUAAAUCUAUUAAACAAUGCCCUGGAUUCUUAUAUGAAGAGGUUGGUUGAAUCCUCCAUGGGUUUAUCUGGGCCGAGAUUUGGAAAUGAGCACCCAAGGCAGCGAAAUGUGCAGUCUGUAGCUGAUUCAAAUAUGCUGCAACCCAGAAGAUAUAUGCAAACAGCAACCCAAUCUUCUGGCGCAUCUCUCUUGGAUUUUCGUGUUGCAAUGGAAUUAAAUCCACAAGCUCUUGGAUCAGAUUGGCCUACACAGCUUGAGAAGAUUUGUAUACGUGCUUCUGAAGAAUGA